Nicotiana tabacum (common tobacco) is the source of this 747-nucleotide messenger RNA. NCBI's taxonomy places the organism in Eukaryota, Viridiplantae, Streptophyta, Magnoliopsida, Solanales, Solanaceae. The record is from RefSeq and is a predicted model, not a curated record.
UCUUUGCCAAAGGACUAGCUCAGAAAAAAGAGUGUUGUCCUCUGUUAAGACCUCUCUUUGUUGUGAGUUGUAAAAAUUAGGAAGAAGGAACAUAUAUCCAUGGCCAUGAGUGGUUAUAAGCUUCUGUACUUUUACAGUACCUCGCAUGUAUCUCGAUUGAAACUACGCCUCCUCCCCUUUGUUCCCAUAUCUAUACGGAGGUAUACACAAUCAAUAAAGGAAAAUUACGAACACCAUGCAGAAGAAAAAGCACCUACAACAGCUGAGGAAUUCAUGAGAGUGGCAGAUGAGAUGGCGGAAGACAAAGAACAUUUAAAAAGAGUUGCAAAAGAGAGAGAUGGGCAGGGUUUUGCCAGCCAAACAGUGGACAAGGCAAUGGAAGAGGCUACAAUAGGCGACUCUAAUUUAAAAGAGCCAGCUCCUGGCAAAGGGAACUUUCACAAGAGGGGCGAUGACUCUGAUGACCUCCUUAAAAAUACCCACAAAACCAAAUAGUGAGUAAUUGAAGAUCAUGAGAUCGAUUAAAGUUGUAAUUAGCCUAGUAAUGCAACUUUUUCGUGAUACGUGUUCAAAAGUAAAUAACUAGUACUCUUGCUAAAUAAUACUCUAGCCUCAUGACGUGUACAUUCCCUUGCUUGCAUUUCCUUUCUUUUCAGCUGUAUCCUGUAUCCAUAAGACUAGUUCUUUGAGGGAACGUUAUAUUUUGCCUAGAGUUAUGUACUUUAAUAAUCUGGUUUUAGUUCGGAA